Molecule: messenger RNA, 3093 nt
Organism: Megalops cyprinoides (Indo-Pacific tarpon)
Lineage: Eukaryota; Metazoa; Chordata; Actinopteri; Elopiformes; Megalopidae
Product: bone morphogenetic protein 1-like
Exons: 20
Coding region: 57-2990 (977 amino acids)
Biological process (GO): proteolysis
Molecular function (GO): serine-type endopeptidase activity; metalloendopeptidase activity; zinc ion binding
Source: RefSeq, a predicted model, not a curated record
CAGUCUUUGUGUGUAUUGUUGUCCUGUGUCUUAAAUCGCCCCUGUGCUGCGGAGCCAUGGACCUCAUAUUGAGGUGUUUGUUUCUACUAUCCGGCCUUCGCGGGUUGCUGACGAUCGAUCUGGACGCCACAGAACCGAGCUUCUCUGUGGAGCCCGCCGGCACAGUGGAUGCGAUCGACUACAGGGAUCCGUGCAAAGCUGCUGCCUUUCUGGGAGAUAUUGCUCUGGAUGAGGAGGACCUGCGCUUGUUCAGGGUUGACCGUGUUGUGGACACAGCCCAAAGGACCAUCCAGACCCUGAACCUCACAGACCCAGGAGCCUCAGCCAAUGAGACGAGCCCGAACGCCACCACACCGGACGGCCAAGGGGCGCGUCGCAGGAAGAGGGCGGCAACCUCCCGGCCGGAGAGGGUGUGGCCAGACGGAGUGAUCCCGUACGUCAUCAGCGGGAACUUCAGUGGCAGUCAGCGGGCGAUAUUCCGGCAGGCCAUGCGUCACUGGGAGAGGCACACCUGCGUGACGUUCAUCGAGAGAACGACGGAGGAGAGCUACAUCGUCUUCACUUACCGGCCGUGUGGGUGCUGUUCGUACGUGGGGAGGAGGGGAGGGGGACCUCAGGCCAUCUCUAUAGGGAAGAACUGUGACAAGUUCGGCAUCGUGGUGCACGAGCUGGGUCACGUGAUCGGCUUCUGGCAUGAACACACGCGGCCGGACCGAGACGACCACGUCAGCAUCAUCAGGGACAACAUCCAGCCAGGACAGGAGUAUAACUUCCUGAAGAUGGAGCCAGGAGAGGUGGAUUCCUUGGGAGAGGUGUACGACUUUGACAGCAUCAUGCACUACGCCAGGAACACCUUUUCCAGGGGCAUCUUCCUGGACACCAUCUUGCCGCGGUAUGAUGUGAAUGGAGUCCGGCCCCCCAUCGGUCAGAGGACAAGGUUAAGCAAAGGAGACAUUGCACAAGCACGCAAGCUAUACAAGUGUUCACGGUGUGGCGAUAGUUUGCAGGACAGUAGCGGAAACUUCUCCUCACCUGGCUUUCCUAACGGAUAUUCCGCCUACAUGCACUGCGUUUGGAGGAUAUCGGUCACACCUGGAGAAAAGAUCAUUCUGAACUUCACCUCCCUGGAUUUGUACCGAAGUCACCUGUGCUGGUACGACCACGUGGAAAUCAGAGACGGGUACUGGAGAAAAGCACCACUGAAAGGCCGUUUCUGUGGUGAUACCCUGCCUGAACCAAUUAUCUCCACCGACAGCCGCCUGUGGAUCGAGUUCCGCAGCAGCAGCAACUGGGUGGGGAAGGGAUUCUCUGCGCUGUACGAAGCCAUCUGUGGAGGGGAGAUCAAACGAGACAACGGGCAGAUCCAGUCCCCUAACUACCCGGACGACUACCGGCCCAACAAAGUGUGCGUGUGGAAGAUUACUGUGACACCGGGCUUCCACGUGGGCCUGACCUUCCAGUCAUUCGAGAUCGAGAGGCACGACAGCUGUGGGUACGACUACCUGGAGGUGCGGGACGGCAGCUCAGAGACCAGCCCCCUCCUGGGCCGAUUCUGCGGCUACGACAAGCCAGACGACAUCAAGACCAGCUCCAACCAGCUGUGGAUGAAGUUUGUGUCCGACGGGUCCGUCAACAAGGCUGGCUUCGCAGCCAACUUCUUCAAAGAGAUGGACGAGUGCUCCAAGCCCGAUAACGGGCGCUGUGAGCAGCGCUGCAUCAACACUCUGGGCAGCUACCGGUGCGCCUGCGACCCCGGGUACGAGCUGGCCUCCGACAGACGCAGCUGCGAGGCAGCUGCCUGUGGCGGUUUCAUCACCAAGCUGAACGGCUCCAUCACCAGCCCGGGCUGGCCAAGAGAGUACCCCCCCAACAAGAACUGCAUCUGGCAGCUGGUGGCCCCCACACAGUACCGCAUCACCCUGCAGUUUGACGUCUUCGAGACCGAGGGGAAUGAUGUGUGUAAGUACGAUUAUGUGGAGGUGCGCAGUGGCCUAUCGGCAGACUCCAGGCUACAUGGCAAGUUCUGCGGGGCAGAGAGACCCGAGCCAAUCACAUCGCAGUACAACAACAUGCGCAUCGAGUUCAAGUCUGACAACACCGUGUCCAAGAAGGGAUUCAAGGCUCAGUUCUUCUCUGAUAAGGAUGAGUGCUCCAAGGAGAACGGGGGCUGCCAGCACGAGUGUGUGAACACCUACGGAAGCUACAGCUGCCAGUGCCGCAGCGGCUUCGUGCUGCAUGACAACAGGCACGACUGCAAGGAAGCGGGUUGCGACCACGUGGUGAACACUGCAAGUGGCACCAUCACCAGCCCCAACUGGCCUGAUAAAUACCCCAGCAAGAAGGCGUGCACCUGGGCCCUGUCCACCACCCCCGGCCACCGCAUCAAACUCGCCUUUAACGAGAUCGACAUGGAGGCCCACCUGGAGUGCGCCUAUGACCACAUCGAGAUUUUCGACGGGCGGGAUGACACAGCCCCCAGCCUAGGCCGGUUCUGUGGCACAAAGAAGCCCUCGCCGGUCAUCUCCAGCGGCAGCAGGGUGUUCCUGCGCUUCAUCUCCGAUAACUCUGUGCAGAAGAAGGGGUUCGAGGCCUCCAUCUCGGCUGAAUGCGGAGGUAGUCUGAAGGCGGAGGUCAAGACGAAGGACCUGUACUCCCACGCCCAGUUUGGGGACAAUAACUACCCUGGGGGGUUUGACUGCCAGUGGGUGAUCACGGCGGAGAAGGGCUACGGGGUGGAGCUCAUCUUCCAGACCUUCGAGAUCGAGGAGGAGCCAGACUGUGGCUACGACUACGUGGAGCUGUUCGACGGCGCCGACCCCAAAGCCCCGAGGCUGGGGCGCUACUGCGGCUCGGGGCCCCCCGAGGAGAUCUACUCUGCCGGCGACUCCAUCCUCAUCAAGUUCCACGUGGACGACACCAUCAACAAGAAGGGCUUCCAUGUGCGCUACACCAGCACCAAGUUCCAGGACACGCUCCACUCCAGCAAGUGACCUGCAGGGGCAGGGAGGGGGCCGCAAGGGGCCCGGGGGAGGCCGCAGGGGCCGGGGCCCCCGAGGACACCCGGAGCCCUCCGGCCACCAAACAUCACCCGGA